This is a messenger RNA of Nannizzia gypsea CBS 118893, 1494 nucleotides long. RefSeq names its product thioredoxin domain-containing protein. Gene Ontology annotation, cellular component: endoplasmic reticulum lumen. Bases 1 to 1494 code for a protein of 497 amino acids. Gene Ontology annotation, biological process: response to endoplasmic reticulum stress. The transcript is spliced from 3 exons. The record is from RefSeq and is a predicted model, not a curated record. Gene Ontology annotation, molecular function: protein disulfide isomerase activity; protein-disulfide reductase activity. NCBI's taxonomy places the organism in Eukaryota, Fungi, Ascomycota, Eurotiomycetes, Onygenales, Arthrodermataceae.
AUGCUGAAGUCAAGCUUGGCAGCUUUGCUCAUUACUCUGGCCAUAGAGGCAGUACCUGCUUCUGGCCUCUAUACCAAAAAAUCGCCUGUACUCCAGGUUGACGCAACCAACUAUGAUCGUUUGAUUUCACGUUCAAACCAUGCCUCGAUUGUCGAAUUCUAUGCUCCAUGGUGCGGCCACUGCCGAAACCUGAAGCCUGCAUAUGAGAAAGCUGCUAAGAACCUUGAGGGCCUUGUUAACGUUGCAGCUAUUGAUUGUGACGAUGACAAGAACAAAGCUUUCUGCGGCCAGAUGGGGGUCAAGGGGUUCCCAACCCUCAAGAUAAUUACCCCUUCGAAGAAGCCUGGAAAGCCUAGAGUCCAAGAUUAUCAAGGAGCUCGAACUGCAAAGGCCAUUGGUGAAGCUCUUAUGGAGAGUAUGCCGAACCAUGUCAAGAAAGUCACCGAUAAGAAUAUUGAGGAAUGGCUCUCCCAAGGCAAUGAGACCGCAAAAGCAAUUCUCUUCACCGAGAAAGGUACCACUGGCCCUACUCUGAAGGCACUAUCUUCCGAUUUCCUUGGCUCUAUUUCAUUCGGUCAAAUCCGAGACAAGGAGACGUCUGCCAUUGGAACCUUUGGCAUCUCGAGCUUCCCUGCCUUGGUCCUUCUUCCUGGUGGCGAUAAAGAAUCCAUCUUGUAUGAUGGGGAGAUGAAGAAGAAGCCGAUGAUGGAGUUCCUUAGCCAGGUAGCAGAGCCAAAUUCCAAGAAGACUUCAGAAAAGCCUAAGCCAACGAAGAAAGCCGAAAAAUCCACCAAGUCAUCAAGCACACCAGAGAAACCAGCCGAUUCCGCCAAAACGGGUAGCUCGAAAGAUAAGUCUGACGACAGUACCGUGCCUAGCUCCGAAGGUUCAGAGAGCCCUGAACGCAAGACACCACCACUACGAUCACUGGCAACCAAGACAGACCUCAAAACUACCUGUCUAUCUGAAAAAACUGGAACAUGUUUACUUGCCCUGAUUCCAUUACCGGGUUCUCCAUCUGACCCGCCGCCACCCGCAACAUUGGAGAUGAUAAACGCUCUCACUGAAGUCUCAUACAAAUAUACACGCAACCACGCAAACAUCUUCCCUUUCUACCUUGUCCCUGAAAUUGCCGAGGAGAUUACCACUUUCAAGAAGAAGCUCGACAUCCAAUCAGAUGGUGAACUGAAGAUCAUCGUUGUCAACGGCAGAAGAGGUUGGUAUAAGUCGUAUAACCCUGAAGAGAGGGGUGGAUUUAACCGUGAAGACCUGGAACAGUGGGUUGAUGCCGUUAAAUUCGGUGAAAUGGAAAAGAAAAAGAUCCCAGAGGGCGCUUUGAUCGGAGAUGCACCCGAAAAACCCGCCGAAUCCAAGAAGACGCCAGAGGAAACUGCGGACAAAGUUGAGGAGGAGACUGCUCCAGAACCAGAGCCUGAACAAGAGCCAGUCCAGGAUUCCAAGGAAGCUCAGCAACCAGAACACGAGGAGUUGUGA